Messenger RNA from Pseudophryne corroboree (corroboree frog), 7980 nucleotides. RefSeq names its product dedicator of cytokinesis 8 (gene DOCK8). The transcript has 48 exons. Gene Ontology annotation, cellular component: cell leading edge. The coding region runs from base 447 to 6725 and encodes 2092 amino acids. Gene Ontology annotation, molecular function: guanyl-nucleotide exchange factor activity. NCBI's taxonomy places the organism in Eukaryota, Metazoa, Chordata, Amphibia, Anura, Myobatrachidae. Gene Ontology annotation, biological process: positive regulation of GTPase activity; positive regulation of establishment of T cell polarity; positive regulation of T cell migration. The record is from RefSeq and is a predicted model, not a curated record.
UGGGGUCACAUUUCUGUAAGGUUACGUCUAACAAGUCUUGGUGAAAGCAGCACAUUCUGCCACUUGCAACGUGGGACAGUGAAACAAAACUCAUUUAUCUCUAGAUUUCCAUUUAUGAGGCAUGAAGUAGGACCAGCUGACCACUGUGGAUAUGUGUUACUAUAAUGGUAGCAGAACUCGGAAAUAAGUAUACUGUAUGUUCAAAUUGGGAUAAAGCUCAUCCUGUUGACAACCUCGGGCCAAAGCCGGAGAUUCAUAUACACAGUGUGUAGCGGGGGAGCAGUCGGUCGCACAGCAUUGGUCGCAGCCUGUAGGCAGGGUGGCAGCGGUCAGGGAGGGGAAGUGCGGAAGUGUGAAGUGACAGCUCCCUGACUGACACAGCGCUCGGGGCAUGAGGGAGCACGGUACCCGGCCAGCCUUGCCGCACUAUUCCCCGCGGACGCAGCAUGGCCUCACUGUCCAGCGCGGAAAGGAGGGCGUUUGCUCUCAAGCUAAACAGGUAUUCUUCAGCAGAAAUACGGAAGCAUGUCACAAUUCACAGUACAUCUGGAUUUCUACAUCAGCGCAGCCUGAGUACACCUACUUCAUAUUCCCUUCAGCUACCUCCGUUUUAUGACGCAGUAGAUCCAGUAGAUAUUGAGAACUUUCUGAUGACACAUCUCAAUAGCCACGGUCAUGAACUUUUUCAAGAGCUUGGCGAUUUCCCUGAGGAUGAUCUGGAUCUUGUGUACAAGCUCAAAGACUGUAGGACACUGCAGCCAUCACUGCCUGAAGAAGGGGCUGAGCUCGAUUUACAUAUCAGAGAUUGUAUUGAGACAUAUUUACGAGCUUGGUUGAUUGUCAACAGAAAGAACCAGGAAAACUCUGGCACUAGCAAUUUUAGCAGAAGUGGGUCUAGAAAAGACUUCCAAAAAACUCUUCAGAAACAGAUAUUUGAGUCAGAUGAAGCAGAAUCCAGACAAAAUGAACAGGCUGAUACAGGUCUGAUUGCUGGGUUGUCUGGUGAAUCUGCAAAAACAACACUCACUUCCUGUGACUUUGACUUGCGAGGAUUAAAUCCAGAAAGUCGUUUGAAGAAUGUUCUCCAGUUUACCAGUGUGGAAGAACUGGAGAAGCAAUGCGAGGAAAGUCGCAAAGCCAGCAGACAAGCAGAGUUUUUUGCCCUCAGUCCACCAAUGGAUGAGGACGAUGCUGUUGAAAUCCGCCCUUUACCAGAUUGUCCAAAGGAACACAUGGGAUACAGGAUAAUUGUCAAGCUACAUACUCUGAAAUUUGACAUUGACAUUGAGCCGCUGUUUGCGAGUAUUGCACUUUAUGAUUGUAAAGAAAGAAAAAAGAUCUCCGAGAGUUUCCAUUGUGAUUUGAAUUCAGAGGCGUUCAAGAAGUAUUUGCAUGCUCACACUCCCCACGUUGCUCCUUCCAGCCAAGCAAGAACUGCACUGUUCUCCAUUACCUAUCCCUCUCAAGAUAUCUUCCUAGUUGUUAAGAUUGAAAAAGUUCUUCAACAAGGAGAGAUCUCAGAGUGUUCUGAACCAUACAUGGUGUUAAAAGAAAGUGAUGGGGGAAAGACAAAAGAAAAAAUAGAAAAGCUUAAAGCUCAGACAGAAAACUUUUGUCAACGUUUGGGAAAAUAUCGUAUGCCGUUUGCUUGGGCACCAAUUAGUCUCCUAAAUUGCAUUAAUGUUAUGACACUGGAAAAAGAAGCUCCUGAAUCCGAAAAUGGGAAUGGUAAGCUAGCAGCUGGUGAGAGAAGAUCCUCAUUGGGCCCCACAAGAAGAUUUUCUGAUAGAGGAAACUCAGUGGAUGAAGGCCCAACAUCACCAUUUAAGCCAACCACAAUCACACACAACAUUUUCUUCAAGCAGGAAGGAGAUAAAUUGAGUGAUGAAGACUUAUUCAAGCACUUAGCAGACUAUAAGAGGUCCUUGCAAAGACGGACAAAAUGUAUACCAGGUUUACUGAAACUUGAAAUCUCCCCGGCAUGUGAUGGGAUGAGUGGGUGUCUUACUCCUGAGCUUCUUCUGGUUAAGCCCUUUCCUGAAAGCCGAACACGUCCAAUUAAAGAGAUCCUUGAAUUUCCUGUUAAAGAAGUUUAUGUCCCCCAUACCAUCUACAGGAACAUUCUCUAUAUCUAUCCACAGAGACUGAAUUUUACAAAUCGACUGUCAUCAGCAAGAAACAUUACCAUCAAAAUACAGUUUAUGUGUGGAGAGGAUGCCAAGAGCUCUUUGCCGGUGAUUUUUGGGAAGUCGAAUGGUCCCGAAUUCCUUGAAGAGGUGUAUACAGCGGUCACAUAUCACAACAAAGCUCCUGAUUUCUAUGAAGAAGUUAAAAUUAAGCUCCCCGCCAAGCUUACAGGAAAGCAUCACCUGUUAUUUACUUUUUACCAUAUCAGCUGCCAACAGAAAGUUGGCACUUCAGUAGAAACUGUACUUGGAUAUUCCUGGCUGCCGGUCUUGCUAAAUGAUCGGCUACAAACUGGACAUUACUGCCUCCCUGUGGCAAUUGAGAAGUUGCCUGCAAAUUACUCUAUGCAUUCUCCUGAGAAAUUACCAGCACAACCGACACCUAUCAAGUGGGUGGAAGGAUACAAGGGAGUAUUUAACUUGGAAGUACAGGCUGUGUCUUCUGUACACACUCAGGACAAUCACCUGGGGAAGUUUCUUACUCUCUGCCAUGCUCUAGAGGGUCCAGUGACUUUUCCAAUGCGAGUCCUGGACCAAAAAAUUACAGAAAGCUCACUGGAACAUGAACUAAAACUUAGUAUUAUUCAGCUAAGUUCUUCUAGGCUGGAACCACUGGUGCUGUUCCUUCAUCUUGUCCUGGACAAACUUUUUCACCUUACUGUACAACCCAUGGUGAUUGGAGGUCAACCUGCUACCUUUUCCCAAUUUACCUUUGAAUCGGUGGUUUCCAUAGUGAAUAGCCUUCACAACAGUAAAGAUCUCAGCAAGGAUCAGCAUGGAAGAAAUUGCUUGCUGGCAUCUUAUGUGUAUUACGUAUUUCGUCUCCCCGAUGUCCAGAAGGAUAUGUACAUAGCAGGUGGAAAUUUGCCAGACGUGCGUUACAAUACUGUGGGCCGCACCUCUGCUGCUGCUGUCGGUACCAAACUGGUACAAUCAAGGACAAUGAGCUCCAGUAAUCCAGAUCUCACUGGCAUGCAGGGUGCAGACGAAGAGGUUAAAAAUAUAAUUUCCUCCAAGGUUUCUGGUCACAGCUGCAAUCGUAUGUCCUCUUUUAUUGAAUCCAAUAAUGACUUACAACCUGCCAUUGCCAGCACAAGACUAUCCAGUAAAAAGCACUUUCAUGAGGAACUGGCUCUGCAGAUGGUGGUCAGCACCAACAUUGUGAGGGAAAAUGUGUUCAAGUACGCCUGGUUCUUCUUUGAGCUACUGGUGAAAAGUAUGGCUCAGUACAGUCACAAUCUGAACAAAAGGGAGGUUCCCAGAAGGAGCCGUUUCUCAAACCGUUUUAAAGAUGACAUAACUACAAUAGUUAAUGUUGUAACAUCUGAGAUAGGAUCACUGCUUAGCAAGCCACAGAAGGAAACCGAGCAAGCGGAGAAGAUGAAUAUUAGUUUGGCAUUUUUCUUAUAUGAUUUACUUUCCCUGAUGGACCGUGGUUUUGUGUUUAAUCUCAUUAAACAUUUUUGUAAUCAGUUGUCCUCUAAGUUGAAUUCUUUUCCAACACUGAUCUCUAUGAGACUGGAAUUCCUAAGGAUUCUGUGUAGCCAUGAGCAUUAUCUUAACUUGAAUCUCUUUUUUGUGGCAUCAUCAUCAACACCAGCUUCUCCAUGCCCUUCUAUCUCCUCUGAGAACUCUAGUUCCUGCUCUAGCUUCCAGGAUCAGAGAAUUGCAAGUAUGUUUGACCUGUCACCAGAGUACCGGCAGAAGCAUUUCUUAACUGGACUGCUCUUCACAGAGCUGGACGCUGCCCUGGACUGUGAGGCAGAAGGAAUCAGUAAGGUGCAGAGGAAAGCCAUCAAUGCUAUACACAAUCUCCUGAGCUCACAUGAUUUGGACCCACGCUGUCAGAAAGCAGAGAUAAGAAACAAAAUUGCUGCGCUCUACCUGCCAUUGGUCAGCACUAUUUUGGAUGCCAUUCCUCAGCUACAUGAUUUUUCAGUUUUAGAUACUCGAAGUGGAAAAGGGCGCAGUACAGAAGAAGAGCCAGAUACUCAAAGUGUAAUCAGCCCAAACGUUGCAAUGGCAGUUGCUGGAAAUCAGUUUGGCCUAAAACCCUCUCCAGUUACUCUAUCUUCAGUUCCACUUAAAAUGUACACCACCCUGAGUCCUGAAUCUACACGGAAUCUACUUACCUGUUUCUUGUGGAUCAUGAAAAAUGCAGAACAGAGUGUUAUCCACAAGUGGCUUGCCUACUUACCCACUUUGCAGCUGAACAGAAUACUUGAUCUUCUCUACAUGUGUGUCUCAUGCUUUGAGUACAAGGGAAAACAGUCGCCAGACAAGGUGAGCACAUUGGUGCUUCAGAAAUCCAGAGACGUCAAGGCUCGUUUGGAAGAAGCGUUGUUACGUGGGGAAGGAGCCAGAGGGGAAAUGAUGAGACGCUGGAAAACUGGUAAUGACAGAUUUGCUGGACUUAAUGAGAACCUGAGGUGGAGGAAGGAGCAGACACACUGGCGCCAAGCUAACGAGAGACUAAAUAUGACCAAGGCUGAAAUGGAUCAGGAAGCCAUCAUGUGUGGCAACUUGGCCACUGAAGCCAACUUGAUCAUUUUGGAUGUCAUGGAAACUAUUAUACAGGUCAAUUUAUCUGUGGACUGCAAAGAUAAUCUGCUUGGAGGAGUCCUUAAAGUACUUGUGCACUCCCUAAGUGCUAAUCAAAGCAACACAUACCUCGCUCAUUGCUUUUCCGCCAUCCGCCUACUCAUUAUCAAGUUUGGGGACUUCUUGUUUGAAGAGGAAGUGGAGCAAUGCUCUGAUCUAUGUCAAAAAGUCUUGCAUCAUUGUAGCAGUAUCUUGGAAAGCACAAGGAGCCAAGCCUGUGCCACCUUAUACCUGAUCAUGAGAUACAGCUUCAGCAGCACCAGUAAUUUUGCCCGAGUGAAAAUGCAGGUAACUAUGUCAUUGGCUUCACUGGUUGGGAAAUCCCAGGAAUUCAAUGAAGAGUACCUGCGGAGAUCCCUGAGAAGCAUCCUGGCAUAUGCAGAGGAAGAUGAGGAUAUGCAGUCCACCUUUUUUCCAGCACAGGUAAAUGAGCUUUUGAACAAUUUAAACAGUAUAUUGUCAGACACAGUAAAAAUGAGAGCAUUCCAGAAGGAUCCAGAGAUGUUAAUGGAUCUGAUGUACAGAAUUGCUAAGGGUUACCAGACAUCUCCAGAUCUAAGGCUGACCUGGCUGCAGAACAUGGCAGAGAAACACGUGAAGAGAAAGUGUUACACGGAGGCAGCCAUGUGCCUGGUACAUGGAGCAGCUCUGGUGGCAGAAUACUUGAGCAUGUUGGAGGAUUGCAGUUACCUGCCUGUUGGCAGUGUCAGCUUUCAAAACAUUUCCUCAAAUGUGAUCGAAGAGUCAGCAGUGUCUGAUGAUAUACUGACCCCAGAUGAAGAUGGAGUGUGUUCUGGAAGAUAUUUCUCAGAAAAUGGACUUGUUGGGCUACUAGAACAGGCUGCAGAGCUCUUCAGUCAAGCAGGAUUCUAUGAAACUGUAAACGAAGUCUACAAAAUUGUCAUUCCUGUUCUGGAAGCUCACAGAGACUUCCGUAAGCUCGCGUCCACCCAUGAUAAAUUGCAGAAGGCAUAUGGCUGCAUAAUAACCAAGGGUCAAAAGAGAAUGUUCGGGACAUACUUCCGUGUAGGAUUUUAUGGAGCAAAGUUUGGAGAUCUAGAUGAACAGGAGUUUAUCUAUAAAGAACCGACAAUCACUAAGCUUGCUGAGAUUUCACACAGACUAGAGGCUUUUUAUGGUAAAUGUUUUGGAGUACAUGUUUUGGAGGUGAUCAAAGACUCCGUUCCUGUGGACAAAUCAAAACUGGAUCCUAAUAAGGCCUACAUUCAGAUUACGUUUGUGGAACCAUACUUUGAGGAUUAUGAAAUGAAAUACAGAAUGACACAUUUUGAGAAGAACUACAACCUCCGCCGAUUCAUGUACACCACCCCGUUUACACUAGAUGGGCGUCCCCGUGGAGACCUAAGUGAGCAGUAUAAGAGGAAGACUGUCCUGACAACACUGCAUGCCUUCCCUUACAUCAAGACUCGCAUCAAAGUCAUCCAGAAAGAGGAGUUCAUCCUGACUCCCAUUGAAGUUGCCAUAGAAGAUAUGCAGAAGAAAACAUUGGAAUUAGCUGUUGCUACCAGCCAGGAGCCACCAGAUGCAAAAAUGCUUCAGAUGGUGCUCCAGGGAUCAGUGGGAGCCACUGUAAAUCAGGGACCACUAGAGGUAGCUCAAGUGUUUCUGGCUGAAAUUCCUUCCGACCCUAAACUGUAUAGACAUCACAACAAGCUGAGACUGUGCUUCAAAGAAUUCAUUAUGCGGUGCGGAGAGGCAGUAGAGAAAAACAAGAGACUUAUUACUUCUGAUCAGAGGGAAUAUCAGCAAGAACUGAAGAAAAAUUACAAUAGACUGAAAGAGAAUCUCAGGCCCAUGAUUGAGCGCAAGAUUCCUGAGUUGUACAAAACUGUGGUAAAGACUCGCAAUGAAGUAAGGGUACUCUCCCAUAGAUCCAGCUUCAGAAAAUAUGACUCACAGAUUUCUCAGAGCAGUUGAUGAAUCCAUCUAACCACAGAAGCAACAUGAGCAAUGCUAAUGGAACAUAAAAAUGCUUGAGGCCUGUCAGUUAUAUAAGAAGGCACAUGAAACAAAGCACCACAAAUAAACAUUUUGUGCAAGGUAGUUUUAACACGUUUUAAGAUAUGCUUAAGACUGCACCACCACCUUGGAAAAUAUUUUACUAGCUUUGUCCCUCUACCUAGAGCUAGUUCCCAAUAACCAGGUGAAAGAUAGACGAGUAGAAGCGCCAAUCAAGAGAUUGCAGGUUGUAAUUUGUCCCCCAUAUCACACAUGAAAGGGGUCUGUACAUUAAGGGAAUAUUGGGGCAAUUUACUGUUCUCUCAGACCCAAGAAGCACAUUGGAAAUGUUCAAUUCACUGAUUCUAACCAACAUAGAUUGGGGAUCAGUCAGUUAGGAUAUCCACCAAUUAUGGAUCAGCAGAACAAGAAUCAGGCCAUAGAUGUAUGGCCUGCAUUACUCUGCUACCAUUUAUAACUGGUUAUAGAAAAAAAAAUAUUUAAAAGAGUCUAGGUGAAAGUCCCAGGCUACCGAGUAGAAACCAACUUAGGAAAAUACCUAGGUAGUAGUUUUAUCACAGUUGAACUUUUUUUUUUUUAUAAUAAAACGACAUUAUAAACAAAUUACACCCAAUCAUAUCUCUAUAUGUAAUAGGCAGAUUGAGUACGUAAAUUAUCUCUUUUCUGCAAAUACUGAAAUUGGUCAUAUUAUGAUUAUUUUGUGUGUGUACAUGAAAAGAUAAUUUGUGAAAACAUAUUUUUGUUAAAAUUCGUAAAAUGAGUGUGGGUACAAUUAGUCAUUCAAGCAGCCAUGUUGUAUCCAGAGUACUAGCAUGGUAUCUUAAUGGGUAACUGAUCAGUUUGAAUUACAUGGAAACAAGUAUGUUAUAUUACAAUAUAGUGUUUAUCUUACAUAACUCUUUCCACAUUUAUAUGCAGCGUUUGUACAGAUUAGUAUACAUAAGUGAAAUAAACAUUUCAAGACUACCAAUUAAGGUAGAAAUUGUGCUUUAUGUCUGCAACGUAGACAGUAGAGGUGUAAAUAUAAUUGUGUAAACAUAUACUGUAUGCCUUAAAAUUGUGCAUUUGGUUUAAAAGUGCUGAAGAAACUACAAACUUUCUUUGUGCAGGGAAACAGCAGGAAAUGCAACUGUUCAUUUUUUUAAUGAAGUAAUUUUUCUUUUCAUGUUAGACGUGGAUGUAUUAAUUGAAAUAAACGGUACCAAACAUUGAA